Molecule: messenger RNA, 3244 nt
Organism: Alligator sinensis (Chinese alligator)
Lineage: Eukaryota; Metazoa; Chordata; Crocodylia; Alligatoridae
Product: AP-3 complex subunit beta-1
Exons: 22
Coding region: 1-2655 (884 amino acids)
Biological process (GO): intracellular protein transport; vesicle-mediated transport; anterograde synaptic vesicle transport
Cellular component (GO): membrane coat; AP-3 adaptor complex
Source: RefSeq, a predicted model, not a curated record
AUGGCGUUACUCUGUAAGCCAGCCAAGAACAUCCCAGGGCCCCUGGGGUCCUUGCGGCCGCAGGAGCUUCUGGAGCAGAAAAGCGGCCGUGGUUCCGCUCCCGCUCCUGCUGCAUCCUCCUCGCCCAUCCUGGGGCUGGGGACCAAGGAUGUUGUUAUGGAAGAGUACAGUGAAAAGAACUUUUAUGAGUCUGAUGAAGAACAGAAAGAAAAGGAACAGAAAGUGAAGAAACUGUAUGCUAUGGAUCCAGACCACAGGCUGCUUUUACGGAAUACAAAGCCUUUGCUACAAAGCCGAAAUGCUGCUGUGGUGAUGGCAGUUGCACAGCUGUAUUGGCACCUGGCACCAAAAUCUGAGGCUGGCAUAGUUUCCAAAUCAUUAGUGCGUUUGCUUCGUAGUAAUAGGGAGGUGCAGUAUAUUGUUCUGCAGAAUAUUGCGACUAUGUCCAUCCAAAGAAAGGGCAUGUUUGAACCUUACCUGAAGAGUUUCUAUGUUAGGUCAACUGAUCCAACGAUGAUCAAAACAUUAAAGCUUGAAAUCUUGACAAAUUUAGCAAAUGAAGCCAGUAUAUCAACUAUACUUCGAGAAUUUCAGACCUACGUGAAAAGCCAAGAUAAACAAUUUGCUGCAGCUACAAUUCAGGCUAUAGGCAGAUGUGCAACCAACAUCUCAGAAGUGACUGACACAUGCCUUAACGGCCUAGUGUGUUUGCUGUCCAACAGGGAUGAAAUAGUGGUUGCUGAAAGUGUUGUUGUUAUCAAGAAGCUUCUACAAACACAACCAGCACACCAUAGUGAAAUUAUCAAGCAUAUGGCUAAGCUCUUGGACAGUAUUACUGUUCCUGUGGCUAGAGCCAGCAUUCUCUGGCUCAUAGGAGAAUAUUGUGAACGAGUCCCAAAAAUUGCACCUGAUGUUUUGAGAAAGAUGGCUAAAAGUUUCACUAAUGAAGAUGAUCUUGUAAAGCUGCAAAUUUUAAAUUUGGGAGCCAAACUUUAUUUAACCAACUCAAAACAGACAAAUUUGCUUACCCAGUAUGUAUUAAAUCUCGGCAAGUAUGAUCAAAGCUAUGACAUCAGAGACCGUACGAGAUUUAUUAGGCAGCUUAUUGUUCCAAACGAGAAGAGUGGAGCUUUAAGCAAAUAUGCCAAAAAAAUAUUUCUGGCACAGAAACCUGCCCCAUUGCUUGAGUCUCCUUUUAAAGAUAGGGAUCAUUUCCAGCUUGGCACCUUAUCUCAUAUUCUGAACACCAAAGCCACUGGGUACCUGGAGUUAUCCAAUUGGCCAGAGGUGGCGCCUGACCCAUCAGUGCGAAAUGUUGAAGUAAUUGAGCCGACAAAAGAAUGGACAGGACUUCUAGGCAAAGCAAAGAAAGAGAAGCCUACUAAAAAGUUUUAUUCUGAGGAUGAAGAUGAGGAUGAAUCUGCUAGCAGCAGUGAUACUGAGAGUAAAUCUGGUAGUGAAAGUGAAAAAGAGAAGGAAGAAGGGAGCAGUAUGGAAAGCAGUGGAAGUUCUUCCAGUGAAGAAUCGAGUGAUAGUGAAAUGGACAGCAAAGAAGGUAGAACAAAGAAAAAAUCUGAAACAAGUGAGGAAAGUGACUCAGAUGACACUGAAAAGAAAACAAAGAUGAUCUCCAAAGGAAAGAGAACCUCCAGGUCCUCUGAAUCAGGAUCUAGUUCAACAGAGGAAAGUUCUUCAGGUUCUGAAUCAGAAUCUGACUCUGAAAGUGACUCUGGAUUAAAAAAACCUGAAAAGGCUACUUCAAACAAGAGAGAAGAAAAAACACAGCAAAAGAAAAAAACUCCCAAUAAACAAGAUGUGUCCUUACUAGAUCUGGAUGAUUUUAGUUUUGUUUCGACUCCUGUGGUAGUUCCCAGACCAGCUAUUUUGCCUCCAAGUUUAGUUGCUGACCUAGAGGGCUUAAAGCUGACAAGUUCAUCUGUCAUUGAUGUCAGUACUCCAGUUUUUGUGCCAAUGGAAACUCAUGAAUUGCUUCAUCGAAUGAGUGGAAAAGGAUUAUCAGCUCAUUAUCACUUCUCAAGACAGCGGUGCAUUUAUGGUGAUCAAAUGGUAUCUGUACAAGUAACAUUAACUAACACCACUGACCAGAAGAUAGAGAAUAUUCAUAUAGGAGAGAAAAAGCUACCUGCAGGGAUGAAGAUGCAUGUGUUUAACCCAAUAGAAUCUCUUGAGCCUGAGGGAUCCAUUACUGUUUCAGUGGGUAUUGACUUCUGUGAUUCUACUCAGACUGCCAGUUUCCAAUUAUGCACAAAGGAUAAUCACUUCAAUGUUAGCAUUCAGCCCUCUGUUGGAGAACUACUUUUACCUGUCACUAUGUCAGAGAAAGAUUUUAUGAAAGAGCAAGGAAUGCUUGCAGGAAUGAAUGAGACAUCUACUACAAUUACUGUUGCUCCACAGAAUUCCACCCAUUCUGUAAUAAUUCAAAAAAUAGUUAAGGCAGCAAACCUGGGGGUUGUUCCUUCUGGUCAAGAUAACAUACACAGGUUUGCAGCUAAAACUGUGCACAGUGGGUCAUUGAUGCUAGUCACAGUGGAGCUGAAGGAAAGCUCUACAGCACAGCUCAUCAUAAACACUGAGAAAACUGUGAUUGGUUCUGUUCUACUGCGGGAGCUGAAGCCUGUCCUCUCCCAGGGGUAACCUGCUUACAUCUGGACUUCAGAAUCUGGCACACAACAAAAGUGCCUGGCAUCCACUACUGCUGCCUUUCAUUUAUAAUAAUAGCCCUUCCAUCUGGCAGUGGGGGAAGAAUACACUCUUGACAUUCUUGUCUCCUGCUUUAGAAUGCUAGUGUGUAUCUAUCAUGUAUGCAAGUACUUUCAGUUUUUUCCUGCUUGCUAACCAAAGAACAUAUAUUUUACUGUCAGUUAUCCACGCUCUUAAAUGUAUUUCCCAUUUGUUCAGUUCUUGUGCUUCCCUUCUUCCCUUCCACUUACCUCUCCAUUUUUCCCUGCUAGUGGACAAAUAUUAGGUAAUAAAGUUUAGGAAAAAUGCACUUGCUUGAGAACUGAGCUAAAAUGUCAGAGGGAAACUCCGCAGGAUAGUAUUAGAUGGGUUUUAUUGUAUGAGAAGUGUGAAAGGACAAUGGGUACUACAACAUGUCCUUGUCUUCUCAAGUUACUUGUAAGCUUAAAUCCAUAUAUAUUGUAAAAUGUUGCUGCCAGUUACUGCCAUAUUGUCAAAUAUUUCUAAAUGUUCAGAUUCUAAUAAAGUCGAAUUACAAAUCAAA